Messenger RNA from Schistocerca piceifrons (Central American locust), 1679 nucleotides. Its product is annotated as carbonic anhydrase-like. The record is from RefSeq and is a predicted model, not a curated record. The coding region runs from base 1 to 903 and encodes 300 amino acids. NCBI's taxonomy places the organism in Eukaryota, Metazoa, Arthropoda, Insecta, Orthoptera, Acrididae. Gene Ontology annotation, molecular function: carbonate dehydratase activity; zinc ion binding. The transcript has 7 exons. Gene Ontology annotation, cellular component: cytoplasm.
AUGAGUGCUGCGGAGAACAAGUGCUUAUCGCAAGGAUGUCUGAUGCAUCUGCUGUCUAGUCAUGGGGACCAUUUCUUCGGAUACACAAAAGAAGAGCAGGAGCUGUGGAGCGAACACAGCGACGCGUGUGCCGGGAAGUACCAGUCGCCUAUCCGCAUCAUCAGCCACCGGGCGCAGAGGCUGCCCAUCCCGGCGCUCGAGAUGGUCGGCUUCCACAACCUGCUGCCUGGGCCCGUCGUCGCCACCAACACCGGACACUCGGUGUCCCUGCGGCCGGCGGUGACGGGGGAAUCAUGGCCGAAGGUGUUCGGUGCUCUGCUGCUCCACGAGUACCAGCUGGAGAGCUUCCACUUCCACUGGGGCCACCGCUUCUCCAGGGGCAGCGAGCACGUCCUCAACAGCAUCAGGUUUCCGAUGGAGAUGCACAUCGUCCACCGCAACAUGAAGUACUCGUCGCUGAAUGAAGCCAUGCAGAAACCAGAUGGGCUCGUCGUCCUCGCUUUCUUCUUCCAGGCCCAGGAGAAGAACAACCAUGCGCUACGGCCCAUCCUGGAGGUGCUGGAGCGCGUCAAGUUCCCCGGCGACAGCUCGCCACUGCACGUCAGCUUCUCACUGUCGUCGCUGUUGACCGCCGACAUGGACGCCUUCUACACGUACCGCGGCUCGCUCACCACGCCGCCCUGCUCCGAGUCCGUCACAUGGGUCAUCUUCCCGGAUGCGUUGCCCAUCUCCUUCAACCAGAUCAAGAAGUUCCGACGUAUCUAUUCUUCAGGUGAAGAUCGUAUGGUAAACAAUUUCCGUGUUUUGCAACCUCUCAACAGUCGGAAUGUCUUUGUUCGCAAACUGUGGAAGAUUGAGAGCUACAACCUUACUAGCCAUGAUUCGGUGUCAUGGCUCAGUUAAGCUUGCGCCAAAAAAGUUCCACGUUCCUACAGCACUCAACUAUCGAAAGACUAGCAAGAAAGUGCACUGCCGUUACAGUGAACAUGCCUACAUUUACUGUCAUGCUGAGGCAGCUCACAACCUGUUGUAUGUAUUUCCUUGAAUAAGAAUGUAGUGCAUACAGCACUGUGUGGAAGCAAUUUCUAUUAGUAGUACAAUGCUGUAUGUGCUUCUUUUAGACAACAGGUCAAGCGGAUCAGAAACCACUGCCUGCAAACUUCUACCUAUUUCACAAGGUUGUGCUCUUUAAUGUACAUAUGAAAAGUUCUGUAUAGUCUUGUAAAUAUCUUAAGAAUUUUGUUAUCUAUGUUGUGUAUUACACACACUUAAUUGACAUUUAUUCAUAAUGAAAAAGACAUUUCAAUGUUUCACUUUCAUUCUUAGUAAAGGAUUCCUUCCAAAACACAUUCUAAUGUAUGUACCAGUUGACAAUACAAGAUGUAGAUUUGUUUUCUAUCUUUCUUUAAUGAUCAUCUUAAAGGAACUGACAUCAUUACCUUCACUUAUUUCAAGUUGUACUGUACUUAAAAAAAUCUCCUCUCACGACUGCUACAAAAUGCUGCAUUUUGUUUUGCUGUUGUGAAUAUUUACGCCAUUGUGUGCCUGAUCAGUGUGUAUGUUGCAUGUGAAACACUGCUGGCAGUGUUCUGGGAUUUUAUGAAAGUUUUGUCAUCUGCAAAUAUGUGUUGUAUUAAAAUUGCAUAUCACACAAGCCUGUAGAAUUAGAAACAUCUGUU